AUGAUGGCGUUACCCACCAAACCGGCACUACACCCCAUAAGCUACGUAUUAUUGGGCGGAUUCCUGUUAUUCAUUUGCAUCGGUGUGUUCAACCAGUUUUUGAAGCCUGGUCAAGACGUCACUUCCGAUCUUGAGCGAUAUUCCGGGUAUUUGAGCGUCGGGCCGGCUGGGGAGCAUCAGCUGCACUAUUGGCUAGCCCAGUCACAAAAUGACCCAACCAAGGACCCAUUGAUUGUAUGGCUGAGCGGUGGGCCUGGCUGCUCGAGUCUAUACAAGAUGUUUAGCGGCACUGGGCCGUAUAUCGUCAGGAUGAACAGCUCAAGGGGUGUGUAUCUCGAGGGGAACCCUUAUUCCCUGAAUCGUAACGCUUCCGUCCUCUACAUUUCGGCUCCGGCGAAUUUCGUCGGAUUUUCCUAUUCUACGAUUGUCGACGAUAACUCUACGAAUGAUAAUAAGACAACAAGCGAAAACUGGCAGGCAUUGGUACAAUUCUAUACCAAACACCCGACUUUUCGAGACGUCGAUCUCUAUUUGAGUGGUGAUUCUUACGGUGGAACUUUCGUGGCCCUAUUUGCAUCCAAGAUCCUCGAAAAGAUGCCGGAGUAUCACAUGAAUUUAAAGGGUGUUGCCAUUGGAAACGGGAUGGUGGAUGCGGCGCUGGAGAGGGCUACUGUAAUCCCAUACCUAUACCAACACGGGCUAAUCGCGAUACAGGAUUACCAGCGUUAUCUAAACGAAUGUUGUGGCGGACAAGCCGAGGGCUGCCCGACUCGGGAUACGAGCUUGCGAUGUCAGAAGCUGACCGACGACUUAAAAAUCGGAAGCACUUAUGGUUCGGGCAUCGACCCAUACGGGCUUCACCACGAAUGCAAACCAGAUUGGUCUGGUGACAUUCCGACAGAUUGUGACAACACAUGGGCUAUCGCCAAGUACUUGAACGACCCGGCACGACGACGAAAUCUCGGUAUCCCACCCUCUGUGCAGGAUUGGAAGGUUUGCAGAAAUGCACAACAACUAAACUAUACGAAGCAAUACCCUACGGUACUGCCACAUGUGAAGCGAGCAUUAGAAGCGGGAGUGAUGCUCUACUACGGAGACAUGGAUGCGAUAUGUAACCCGAUUCUGGGCCUUCGGUUUACCUCACAAGUCUUUGAGGCGAUGCAUUGGACAAGCCCCGACUACCAACCAUACUACCUGGAAAAUCGAGUCGCGGGCAAAUCGCUGCAGAAUGGUGGAUAUAGUUUUGCUACGGUUAGGGUCGUUCCAAUGCGCAUCAAUCACCUGUUCGAGAACUUUUCCGACGUAUCCGACCCGGCGGAGGGCGUGCGAAUUGUCUGGAAAUUCAAACUAUUGAUUAAAACAUACAAAAAGCACUCACAUAAUUGGUUAUCAAAAAAAAAAACGCCGACCUGGUUAUCCGGAAAUUUUCUCCGAAAUGGCCCGGGCAAGUUUAAAUUUGGUAAUGAUGAGGUAAAUCACUGGUUCGACGGUAUGGCCUAUCCACAGCGAUAUCACUUCAAAAAUGGCCGAAUGCAUUACUCCGCGAAAUUCCUGAAAUCCCACGCGUAUCUGGCUUGUGAGGAAGACGAGCGUCUCGCCGUGUCGACAUUUGCAACCCCGCGAAGCGCUCAAACAAAUAUGACAGCUAAGCCUGACAGCGGUGCCUACAAUUGUUUGGUCAAUUUCUUGCAGUGGCCACUUUUUAGCGCGGAGCCCACCUGCUUUCGCGAUGCCUUAUUUUGGAUCGAGGGACAAUACGUUAACAUUAUUCUUGUGGACAAAAGGACCAGAAAGCGGCAUCCGCGCAAGUUCUUCGCACCGCCUUUCUUCACCUUUCACCACGCCAAUCCCUUUGAGCGCGACGGAUUUUUGUACAUCGAUUUUUGCCUUGUGAAAAACCCGGGGAAUUUCGAGGGCUUGCUGCUACAACACAUGCGAGAUGGGUCAUUUUCGUCUAGGAACCCGUUGUUCCGCCCUUUUCUACAUCGAAUCGUCAUUCCUACCGAUGUUUCCGGCGAUAUUGAGGCUGGCAUCGACCUGGCGGAGACGGCCGCUUCAUCGCGAGGUGCCCGGGCAAUUCCACAGGCUGACGGCUCGGUCUUUUGCAUCCCAGCCAAAAUUUGCCAGCACUCCUUCGAACUGCCACGCUACAACGAACGUUUCACCGGACUCCCAUAUCGAUUCGUGUAUGGGACAACGAUACUGUACGCCGCUGCGGAACGUCGGGUUCCCGGGGUGGUCAAAAACGAUGUCAACACCGGUGAGACGUUGAUCCACUACAAAGACGACGCGGAGCAACUUUUCGGAGAGCCGGUUUUCGUGCCAAGUCCGAGCGGAACGGCCGAAGAUGACGGGGUGAUUCUCGUGCCGGUGAUGAGCGCCAACAAGCGGCAAAAGCCAAUUUUCAUGAUUCUCGACGCCAGGAGCCUUCGCGAGAUUUGUCGGUACGUUCUCCCCGUUCCACGAAUCCCCAUGGGUUUCCACGCAAUAUUCGUUGACGCAGCAGCCGGAGACAAAGAAAAU
Messenger RNA from Mesorhabditis spiculigera, 2523 nucleotides. Lineage: Eukaryota; Metazoa; Nematoda; Chromadorea; Rhabditida; Rhabditidae. The record is from the annotation of a GenBank genome assembly.